AUAAUUAAUAAUGCUUCACAUUCCAGAUGUCGUAAUUGGUGUUGAAAGAGCCAAUCAUUAGCAUUUUGAUGAUAUCUAUGAAACCUAAAAGCUUGCUAAUCCAGUUAAAAUUAGCAUGAUCAAAGUUUAAUAUAACAAAGAUCAUGUGACUGGAGUAAAGCUAAAAUACAAAGGAUUAGAUGGAAGAUAAAUAAAAGGAACUUGUUCAAUGAAAUUUAAAUUGCUUGGAGGUCUACUUUCUGGGACAAAAAAAGAAAAAUAUUGCAUAGCAGAUGGUAAAAAUUCUAAAAAAAUAAUUAGAUGAUUACAUCAAGGAAAUACAUGGAUUUGUUGGCACUGAAAUAAACUAAUUUGGAUUUACAACUUACAAAGGAGUAAGCCAUAGAUGUGGAAUUGCAAAAGGAAUAUCAUUUUCUCAUCAUUUCCCACUUCAUACCUUUACUUCAGCUAGAGGGUCUUAUGAUAAGUUUUUAGAUUUCAUCGCCUUUAGAGUAGUCCCUCUUACUCCUUAAUAGAUAAUAUAAUUAGUAAUAUUUUUUUUUCUAUGUAAUUUAGGGCUUGAGUUAAAAUCAAGGCAAUGUGAAUGUCGUAAUAACACAGACAACUUAACCUCCUCCACCUGCUUAAUAAUAUCCUCCUCCUGGUUAAUAUCCCCCUGCUUAAUAAUAUCCUCCUCCUGCUUAAUAUCCCCCUGCUUAAUAAUAUCCUCCUCCUGGUUAAUAUCCACCUGCUUAAUAAUAUCCUCCUCCUGGUUAAUAUCCACCUGCUUAAUAAUAUCCUCCUCCUGGUUAAUAUCCCCCUGCUUAAUAAUAUCCUCCUCCUGCUUAAUAUCCCCCUGCUUAAUAAUAUCCUCCUCCUGGUUAAUAUCCACCUGCUUAAUAAUAUCCUCCUCCUGGUUAAUAUCCACCUGCUUAAUAAUAUCCUCCUCCUGGUUAAUAUCCCCCUGCUUAAUAAUAUCCUCCUCCUGCUUAAUAUCCCCCUGCUUAAUAAUAUCCUCCUCCUGGUUAAUAUCCACCUGCUUAAUAAUAUCCUCCUCCUGGUUAAUAUCCACCUGCUUAAUAAUAUCCUCCUCCUGGUUAAUAUCCCCCUGCUUAAUAAUAUCCUCCUCCUGCUUAAUAUCCCCCUGCUUAAUAAUAUCCUCCUCCUGGUUAAUAUCCACCUGCUUAAUAAUAUCCUCCUCCUGGUUAAUAUCCACCUGCUUAAUAAUAUCCUCCUCCUGGUUAAUAUCCCCCUGCUUAAUAAUAUCCUCCUCCUGCUUAAUAUCCCCCUGCUUAAUAAUAUCCUCCUCCUGGUUAAUAUCCACCUGCUUAAUAAUAUCCUCCUCCUGGUUAAUAUCCACCUGCUUAAUAAUAUCCACCUCCAGGAUAAUAUCCUCCCCCAGGAUAAUACCCUCCUCCAGGAUAAUAUCCUCCUCCUGGAUAAUAUCCUCCACCAGGAUAAUAUCCACCCUAAGGUUAUCCACCACAAUAAAAUACGACUGUUAUUAUCGAAAAGCAAGCUCCCCCUCCUCCGUAACCAUAAAAGAGUGGAGGUGGUGCUGCAGUUGCUGGAGCACUAGUAGGAGGUGCAUUGAUUGGAGCUGCUUUAGCAAAUAAUCAUAAUCAUAACCAUCAUCAUGGUCCAGAAGUUGUGAUUGUAAAGAAACAUGGUCAUCAUCAUUGAUAUUAAAAAUCUAUUCA
Molecule: messenger RNA, 1679 nt
Organism: Paramecium sonneborni
Lineage: Eukaryota; Ciliophora; Oligohymenophorea; Peniculida; Parameciidae
Source: the annotation of a GenBank genome assembly